CGCAAGUAGCGCAGAACCCGGAUGCUGAUGCUGCUCGUGUCGGAUGGGGAAAAGGAAUACAGGGAGAGUGAGAGCUAGAAAACAGAGAAAGGCCCCACUGACAGAGGGUCUGCUAUCCCUGCGGUCUCAAGGCAACCGAGGCGAACGGAUUAAAGCCAGGCGGUUUCAAGCGACUGUAACUCAAACUCGAGAGAAUGAGUCCACGCGCGGUAGCCGAGGCGACGGGAGGAGAGCGCGAGAAGAUGCUGUGAUAUGCACAUAGCCAGCGCGAGCGGGAGGGAGGGGGAGAGGAGGCUCCUACGCUAGUUAAAGAUGCUUGUUUUUUGACCAGGAAUGUGUUCCGUACGCAUAAAGCAAGGGAUUUCUGGGCAAACACUAGAUCUUACAAUAGCGCAAUGUACACUUGACACGCGCACUGUGGAUUAAUAGGCGGAUUCAUGUGACGGAAGACACUGAGGCUUUCUUUCGCGAAAGGGUGGCUGUUUUCUCCCGUGCAAUUCUCCCAUAUUUCCGGAUGUGAGGCCUGGAAGAGACCGUAGUUUAUAUCAGGCUCAUCCUUCACAUCCACACAUUGAUUCAAAUAAGACGAAACACUUUCAAGGGUCGUUGACAAAAGAAGGAGACACUAAAUCUUAGACAGAAUAAUACGUGUAAGGUGUCACAAACCGGAUGUGCGGCUCUUUCGCAGGAUAGAUGUGGCCAAGUUUUUAAUAAAUAGGUCACUUCCAGUUUGACUUUAACGGGAUGCCUCAUAAACAUAUUUCUUGAAGAUAAGAAAAUACCGGCGAAUAUAAACAGAUGACCGAACCAGGCUAUCUAAUAAUCCCGUUAUCUUUAUCUGUCUUCAAUAUUCAUAAUCAUUGUACUGUUGCUCACAGCUAUUAUCUGAUGUAGUCAUUUAGUGUUAGCCCAUAUACUGACAGAUUUAAUCGUGUCCCCUUAUCAUUCUUCCAACAGACACCACAGGCCGCGUAAAUCGCAAUAACAGCUGUAAUUUGGCAUAUAGGCUCGGCUGGUCGCGCACCCCUUGUUUAUUUUUGAUAUUUUCGAACGGAAAAUGUUAGCGAUCGAUUUCCAGCAACUUUAAGGAGACGGCAGAUGUUUGGGAGUAGGCCACGGCACUGACAUCACGCCUCAGCAUCCCUGUGUCAUCGCUCACCGUCUGUGAUGUCUGUACGGCGGAGCUAUUACGUGAGCAGGACAGGCACCAGUGGAUACAUUGUGAAAAUACACUGAUUUACCCCCUUAUAUUGUGACACAACAUCGCUGUCGAACGAAAUGUCCAGUAAGGAGUUGUCGGGGAGUCAGGCAGCUCAGUAUGUCGGGCCCUACCGACUGGAAAAGACGCUGGGGAAGGGCCAGACAGGUCUGGUGAAGUUAGGAGUUCACUGUAUCACAGGACAGAAGGUGGCCAUAAAAAUAGUUAACAGAGAAAAGCUAUCAGAGUCUGUUCUUAUGAAAGUGGAGAGAGAGAUAGCUAUUCUUAAACUAAUAGAGCACCCUCAUGUCCUAAAACUGUAUGAUGUGUACGAGAAUAACAAAUAUCUGUAUCUAGUGCUGGAACAUGUAUCUGGUGGGGAGCUAUUUGACUACCUGGUAAAGAAAGGCAGAUUGACCCCUAAAGAAGCUCGAAAGUUCUUCAGACAAAUCAUAUCUGCUCUAGACUUCUGUCACAGUCACUCUAUAUGCCACAGAGAUCUUAAACCUGAAAACCUCCUGCUGGAUGAGAAGAAUAAUAUCAGGAUUGCUGACUUUGGCAUGGCCUCCCUACAGGUUGGGGACAGCCUGCUGGAGACCAGCUGUGGAUCACCCCAUUAUGCAUGUCCUGAGGUCAUCAGGGGAGAGAAAUACGAUGGACGCCGGGCAGAUGUAUGGAGCUGUGGGGUUAUUCUCUUUGCUUUGUUGGUGGGAGCGUUGCCCUUUGACCAUGAUAACCUGCGUCAGCUGUUGGAGAAGGUGAAGAGUGGAGUAUUUCACAUGCCUCACUUCAUUCCUCCAGACUGCCAGGCUCUCCUCCGUGGCAUGAUUGAGGUCAACCCUGAGAAACGCCUCACGUUGGAAGAAAUACAAAAGCACCCCUGGUAUCAAGGGGGCAGGAAUGAGCCAUGUCCAGAGCAGCCACCCCCGAGGCGCGUGUGUGUGAAGAGGAUUCUGUCUCUUACAGAUCUGGACCCUGAUGUUCUGGAGAGCAUGCAUUCCUUGGGCUGCUUCAGAGACCGUGUCAAGCUUACCAGAGACCUGCAGUGUGAAGAAGAAAACCAGGAGAAGUUGAUCUACUACCUUCUGUUGGACAGAAAGGAGCGCUACCCUAGUUAUGAAGAUGAACAUCUUCCCCCUAGAAAUGAUAUUGAUCCUCCCCGUAAGCGGGUGGACUCGCCCAUGCUGACCCGUCAUGGGCGCUGUCGGCCGGAGAGAAAGAGUCUGGAAGUACUGAGUGUGACAGACCAGGGCUCUCCAACACCUCCCCGCAGAGCACUGGAUACCUCUGCACAUAGCCAGAGGUCCCGGUCAGUUAGCGGAGCUUCAACUGGUCUCUCAUCCAGUCCCCUCAGCAGUCCUCGAAGCCCAGUUUUCACUUUCAGCCAAACUGAAGUCACCUCUGCUUCCACCGCCCAGUCUAAAGACCCCAAAGCAGGAAGUUCCACCACACCCCGGGCAUCCCAACGUGUGCCUGACCAAAAAACCCAGACCCUGCCCUCAAAAGCAGCCUCUGACCGUCCCCACCUGCAGUCUAUGAAGUCCCUCCCCCUGCAGACUCCUCCGUCUCCUUCGCCUUCCCCCUCUCCGCUCCUGUCCCCCAUCCCUCGCUUCUUCUUCCCUGCUCCUUCUGUCCUGAAGUCUGUCACUAAGACCAUCUAUCCUAACUCUGCCCAUGUGUCGCAGGUCACCCCACAGGGCUCCCCACUCCCCACCCCUCUGGGGACCCCUGUGCACCAUCCCCAGCACCCCCCACCCACCCCGCCCUCCUCCUCCUCCUCUUCUUCCUCCUCACGAGCUGAAGGAGGUGGUGGUGGUGUGGGUGGUGGUUCCCUGUCCCUAACCCCGCCCUCCAGUCCUGGGGGAAGUGGUGGAAUGGCUGCCAGUAGUUCAGCCCACUGGAGGACACGACUCAACUCCUUCAAAAACAACCUGCUAGGAUCGCCACGGUUCCACCGCCGAAGGCUACAGGUUCCUACAUCAGAAGACAUGUCCAGUUUAACUCCAGAGUCCAGCCCAGAGCUGGCAAAGAAGUCUUGGUUUGGAAAUUUCAUCAGUCUGGAGAGGGAAGAGCAAAUUUUUGUGGUGAUCAGAGACAAACCACUAAGCUCUAUUAAGGCCGACAUUGUCCAUGCCUUUCUAUCAAUUCCCUCCCUGAGUCACAGUGUGAUCUCUCAGACAAGUUUCCGGGCAGAAUACAAGUCCUCUGGAGGUCCGUCUGUCUUCCAGAAGCCUGUCAAAUUUCAGGUUGACAUCGCUUUCUCUGAAGGAGAGAGAGAACGAGAGAGGGAGAAAGACAGAGACAGGGAGGGAAGGAGGGAGACUGGCAUUUACAGCGUCACCUUCACCCUGUUAUCAGGUCCUAGUCGCAGGUUUAAAAGAGUGGUAGAGACCAUUCAAGCUCAGCUUCUCAGUACACACGACCAGCCCUCCGUGCAGGCGCUUGCAGAUGAGAAAAAUGGGCUUUCGUCUCGCCCACCCAGCACACCGACCCGUCAGAACUCUCAUCGCUCGGAGAGCGGAGGUGAUCGCAGUGAGCGAGCAGAACGCAGCGAUCGAGGAGAAGGGAGCAGUAUUGGCGGUAGUGCCAGUGUUCUACAAAGGAAGGGGUCUGGCAAGGAUAAAACUCGCCUCCUUUCCUCAAAUGGGACCCAGUCUCAGCCCUAAGUGAACUAAUCAGACAAGCUGUUGAGCAGGUGGGGACAAACCCCUCCUUUGAUUCCCCCCAGACAUGACUCCCUCAAAGUCCAUCUGCACAGUACACAACAGGUAUACUCAGCCCUGAUUUUCACAUCACUUGCGGAAACCCUGGGAUCCAACUGCGACAGAACAGUCAGGAGUCUAUCCACAUGGAAGUGUUCUUACAUGCAAAUAUUCAUCUGAAGAAAAAAAAAAAAUUCAAUAUCACAAAUGAUUUGAAAAGUGAAAACGAGAUGUAUCGCUGAAUAUAAACCCUAGCUACAAAUUAUUUCGUACACUACAAACAAGGAGUUUGACAUCCAUGGUCAUAUCAAGUGAUCUUAUGGCAAUGAACUAUACAAACCGAGGAACAAACACCAAGUGGGACAGGAAAGAAUGUCUCCCAAACUUAUCAUCAUCAUUAUCAUAAUCAUAAUCAUUAUCAUAAGCAAUGAUCCAUCAGAAAAUCACAGCUGCUUGAGGUAGAGAAAAGCAAACAGAAUAGGAAAAAAGUGGGAAGUUCUUCAUUCUUAUCACCAAAUGGAGCACAAAAAAGGAUUUCUAAAACACUGUGUAAAAGAAAAGAGUAGGAUUUUUUUCUUUAAUUUUUUUUAGAAUGGGAAUCUAAAUUUUGCAACCCAAAAUGCUACUAUGGUCCUAUAUGAGCUGAGGUCGGAUUAUGCCUUUAGUGAGAUGUUAAGUGUUGGAAAUAUAGGCUAUGUUAAACACUUAUCGUUGUAGAUCCUGAACUCUGUGUUAUGUUGUAGAUCCAAAAUCAUUCAGCGUCAGAUACGCAGUGGAGAGCUGCCCACUGGAAGAUACUGUUGGAAACUGUAAAGAUUAGGCUGUUGUACGUCAUUGCAGUUCUCAGAGUAUCUCAGAUCCACCCCACUCACUAAUCAGGGCACAGAGGGAUGAGCAGGCAUCUAGAUUUCCUAUGACAUGUUCACACAGAGACCGAACAAGAGGAACGAAAUAGCCACAGUCACUCCUCUUCUGUCAUAUAAAGAGACAACGAGAAGGAAAAUGUUUUAGCCUCCACUAUCUUCUCAUUUGAUUCCUAGUAGAACUUCCAUAAGUGGAAGUCCAAAAAGGUCAUUUUUUGUGUCCUCUUUUAUAUUUAUAUUAUUUUUUUGAGCUGAGAUGUGAGAUGUUACCAUCAACAAAAUGAAAAAAGUGAAUGUCAAAAAACAAAAAUAUAAAUAUUUACAUUUUAAUUGAUUUAUUUAAAGACACAUUUAUUUAUUUUUAUUUAUUUAUUUAUUAAAUUAUUUAUUUAUUAGUGUUCAGGCUGCUCAAGUCAAAAUGACGGGAGGAAAAAUGAGCAACUUCCUAUUUGUAUUUGUAUGCUGCAAAUGUCAUUCUAAAAACCAUUUCAACAGCCUAAUUUUCUUCAUCUCAUUUUCAUUUCAUUUUGAAUUAAAAAAAAGGCAAACUCACAAAGGAGUAAACUGGAGAACAACUUUGAACAAUCCACCAAGCAAUGACUCCAUGCCUCGGACGUCUCCCACAGGGAAAAGAUUUCAAAACCCUUAAGGAUGUACAACAUAAAGACUGAAGUGAACCUUACGGAAACAGAGGAACAAAAUAGAGGGAAUGAGAAGGAGGCCCUCUCUGUUCGCUCUCCAUCUUUGAGAAUGUUACCCAGACAAGAGCCCAAAGUUUCGGACUCGUGCGUACCGGGCCAGCCCUUCGUACGAAAUGCGAGCAGUAUUCUGUCUUUUUUCACACAUGCACACACACACACUUAGACACACAAGAAGACUCUCCUUCUCAAUACUGACAAUAUGAAACAAAAUGAAUGAUAACUGGACUUUGAUACUGGAAUGCACUGUCCUAAAAAGAGAAUUGUAUUCAAACAAAUAGUUGUCCCUUUCCUCGCCCACCCAUGGGGAUCAGUGAAGUGCUCUUUUAAGUGCAGACUCAGGAUCAGUGGGGCUUUUUAGCUCAUUAUGUUCACGAAUGAGGGGAACCUGAUCCUGAAUAUCCACUUAAAAGCUCUUUUUCCAAUGAGGCUCUCUGCCCUGAAGCCCAGAAUCUGACCAUAAUGCUCCACUCUCUCUCUCCCACCUUCUGGUCCACUCUUUUCCUGACGCAAGGAGCACUAAAUGCAAAGCAAGGUUUUGCUCUGGUCCCACCUCUGCCACCAUCCCGCAGCCAUCACGUCCACUCUUGCCCAAAAAUAGCAUAGCGGAAUACAUAUACACUGAGCUUCGAACUGUGUAGUCAUCAAGCAGCUCCUGCAUCACCAUGAAUUGAUUUUGAAUAGCACAUUGAAUAUAUUUCACUACUGUUGAAUGUUUAGGAGCAUUGUUCUUUAGAUAUAAUAAGGGGUAUGUUCUUAUUUUAGUACACUCCAAAUGCCUUAAGUCCACAUAUACAAAACGGUCAGCAUGCGCGCUCUCAAACAUGCCCGGUCACUUGCAGAGGCAGAGGAAAUGCCAGAGCAAAACCCUGAAGAUGUUCUAUGUUCAAUUCUGUUAGUUCUCAGGCAGGGUAAGUCUGGGAGUGUGCAAAUACAGACUGUGUGGACACCAGCUCUGAGUGAAUGUGAAAUACACUCCACAUACUUUCUCUGUGUUCAUAACACUUUCCUGCUCUGUGUGUCCAUCCCUUCCUCUUCCCCUUCACAUUAUGCACUGAAUGAUAUUCUGUUUUUGUUACUCGCCUCACACAUACAGCACACGUAUCACAUUUCAUAUGUAUUGUUAGUCUUCACUUAUUUACCAUACAUUAUAUACCUCGUCCUGCUCCUGCCCCCCAAUCAUAGAAUUAUACUUUAGACCACCCCUUCCAUCUUCUCUCAUUAUAUACAUAUGCCCUGCCUGCCCCCAAUGUAUGCUCACCCCCCCCAUCUCUGUUCAUUGUAAACAGAAAAUAUUACUCGUAUCUUCAUUCUUUAUCCAUUCUAUAUUCACCUGAUGAUUAUUGAUUAUCUUUGUCGUCAUAACUGAUUACUCCUCUUAAGAUUGUAAAGCUGUACUCUUUCUUCCCCAUUGCGCACAGUAGGAACAUUUUUUCAUAAGAAAUGCAAGUCAUUAAAUUGGAGGGAAAAAAUAAUGAUGAGAAAAUAAAUGUCUGUGUUAUAAUUUAAAAAAUGAAAGUGCACUAUUAUUGCCUGUGAUAAAGAACAAUAAACAAUACAAAAACUA
Molecule: messenger RNA, 7028 nt
Organism: Ctenopharyngodon idella (grass carp)
Lineage: Eukaryota; Metazoa; Chordata; Actinopteri; Cypriniformes; Xenocyprididae
Gene: brsk1b
Product: BR serine/threonine kinase 1b
Exons: 19
Coding region: 1279-3864 (861 amino acids)
Biological process (GO): intracellular signal transduction; microtubule cytoskeleton organization; protein phosphorylation
Cellular component (GO): cytoplasm
Molecular function (GO): ATP binding; tau-protein kinase activity; protein serine/threonine kinase activity
Source: RefSeq, a predicted model, not a curated record